GUAUUGUCUAUUGUUCAGUUCUAAUCUUAAGUUUGUCACCUGCAGACAUUGUGUGAUGGCCCUGUUCAUCUUCAUAAUCUUUCAUCUUGUACUGGAGGAUAAAUCGCAAGGUUUGCCGCAGGCCAAGCUGACAAUAUAUCCAACAUUUGCUACUGAUGAAGAGAAGGUGCAGAUGGUCUGUGGAGGUCAUGAGGAUCAGCAUAUAUCUGAGUGCAUGUUUUACCUUGUAGGACAGGAGGACUUUUUAAAACCAAGUGCAUCGUGUAACUUUUCCCUUACCGCUGCUGACCUGAUCAUAUGGUCACACGAUCAGGAGAGUUCACAUGUUAACAUAUCCUGCUACUAUACUGUGCAUGCUUUAAAAGAAAAUGGAACAUCACCUCAUUCCAACAUAGUCUCAGUCAGGGUCAGAGGUUUGCCUGCCAUGUCGUCUUUGCCACCAACCACAGAGAGCAGCCCGACUACAAUGACCCCCAAGGGAAAAACCUAUCAAGCGAAUUUGUCCACUGUGUCAUCAACAUCGAACACGGAAACAUCUUUGGCUGUAACAUCCAGUACUGAAAUCAUAACAGAUUUGAUAACCGAUAUGUCCAGUCUAAGUACCCAUGACAGCCAUAGUUCAAUAGAUCCUACAGAUGUUGAGUCCUCAUCUCCUCUGAUUUACAAAACUUCAACAUCCUUGGAAUCGACUGCACUUACUCAUACUACAGAACACGCAUUAGUUUUCCCCUUGAUGACUGAAGGUCCUGAAAUCAAAAAGUACUCAAAUACAAAAAUGCUUUUCUUAAUUGCUGUGGUUGCAAGUGGUGGAGGAAUUGUGGUGACUGGACUCGUGGGCAUCUGUUUGUACAGAUGCACAAGUAAGUGUAUAAAAUGGACAUGUCUUCCUUAUGGCUUAUAGUUUUAACACUCUGAUUGUACAGAUAAAUGUUCAGCUUGAAAGUUUGACGUUUCUUUCAUCACAGGAAAAUCAAAGGCGGAGAGGUAAAGAUGUUUCUGAGUAUAUCUUGAGUACAUACUAUUUAUGAAAUAAUUAAUGGAAUAGUUCACUGAAAAAGAACAUUUGCUGAAAAU
Molecule: messenger RNA, 1074 nt
Organism: Carassius carassius (crucian carp)
Lineage: Eukaryota; Metazoa; Chordata; Actinopteri; Cypriniformes; Cyprinidae
Exons: 8
Coding region: 56-901 (281 amino acids)
Source: RefSeq, a predicted model, not a curated record